AUGAAACUGCUAAUCUGCCCAAUUAGACACAUAUGCACAGAAACAUCACGUCAUCGUGAACUAAUUACUGGUUUGAUGUUCUCCGUCAACAAAAGAACACCUAAUGGCGGGUGCGAUAUGAAACGCUUCAUCUCAUCACCUUUUCAUCAGGCUAGAGUUACUCAG
This is a messenger RNA of Loa loa (African eye worm), 165 nucleotides long. RefSeq lists its product as hypothetical. Lineage: Eukaryota; Metazoa; Nematoda; Chromadorea; Rhabditida; Onchocercidae. The transcript has a single exon. The record is from RefSeq and is a predicted model, not a curated record. The annotation marks the transcript as partial.